AUGGCUAUGGUGAUGUGGACGAUUUGGCAUCAACGCAACCAACUCCGAGUUAGUUCAAAUGUUUUUCCCAAAGCACAAGUUCUUCAACAAGCUACCCAGUCUUUGGCCACCUUCCAACAGAGCCAACAAUCCCUCAUUCAGCCAUCUGCAACCUCUCGACCUCAGCCCCGUGCUCAUUGGAGUCCGCCUCCUUCGAAUUGCCUUAAACUGAACUUUGAUGGAGCUGUUUUUCGGGAGUUUGGCAAGGUUGGUCUGGGGGUGGUAGUUCAUGAUUGUCAAGGAAAUGCGAUAGCCUCGUGGUCAAAACAAGCCCCUUUACCAUUUUCUUCAGACAUAGUGGAAGCCAUGGCAGCAACAAGGGCGAUGACCUUUGCACAGGAACUUGGUAUUGCAGAAUUUAUACUCGAAGGAGAUUUGGAAGUAGUGAUAAACUCUCUUCGAAGCAAGGAAGCCUCGCUAUCUUCUUUUGGCCAUCUUGAGUCAGCUAAGUCCACUCUAGUUUCUAGUAAAUAUAUUGCCUUCUCCCAUGUUCGUAGAAUUGGUAAUAAAGUAGUCCAUAACCUAGCUAGACAUGCAAGAUUGUCAGAGGUUUGUCGGUGUGGGUGGAGGAUGUUCCACCACACCUAG
Quercus robur (English oak) is the source of this 627-nucleotide messenger RNA. RefSeq lists its product as uncharacterized. Lineage: Eukaryota; Viridiplantae; Streptophyta; Magnoliopsida; Fagales; Fagaceae. The coding region runs from base 1 to 627 and encodes 208 amino acids. The record is from RefSeq and is a predicted model, not a curated record. The transcript has a single exon. Gene Ontology annotation, molecular function: nucleic acid binding; RNA-DNA hybrid ribonuclease activity.